This is a messenger RNA of Sorex araneus (European shrew), 3478 nucleotides long. RefSeq names its product C-type lectin domain family 2 member D-like. Bases 201 to 698 code for a protein of 165 amino acids. The transcript has 3 exons. Lineage: Eukaryota; Metazoa; Chordata; Mammalia; Eulipotyphla; Soricidae. Gene Ontology annotation, cellular component: external side of plasma membrane. The record is from RefSeq and is a predicted model, not a curated record.
AUCAUCUAUAAGAAAUACCAUGGACCCAAUGAUUUAUAAAUUUAUUUUCCUAAAGCCAUUAAUGCCCAUGUACCUCCAUGUAAAAUGAGAUGCACAGGUACCCCUACCAGGGUACUGUUGAUUAUUGUACUUAGGAUAAGACUUUCUGAUGAGUUAGGGCAUUAACAAUUACCAGUCUAUAGCUUUAGCAUGACCUUAGGAUGGUAAGUGGGAAAAUAGAUGAAAAGAGCAAGAAAAUAUAUUUACUAUAUUUUGUUGUGAUUAUCCAAGUUUUAGUAAGAAAAGAAAAAACAGUCUCAGAAGUCCAUGUGCAUCCUGCCUGCCCACCACCGUGGAUUGGAUUUGGAAACAAGUGCUUUUAUUUCUCUGAAGACAUGGGGAACUGGACAUACAGCCAGACUUUCUGUAACUCAUUGGGAGCUGAUCUUGUUCAGAUUGACUCCGUAGAGGAACUGACAUUUCUGAAAAGAUACAAAGGCCCUGAUGACCACUGGAUAGGCCUUGAAAGGGAAUCGCCAAGUCACUCAUGGAAAUGGAUAAAUGGUACUGCACUCAACAGUGUGUUUCAGGUCAGAGGAACUGGGGAGCGUGCCUACUUGAAUGAGAAAGGUGUGAGCUGUGGCAGGAUUUACUCAGAGAGAAAAUGGAUUUGCAGCAAACCCAAUGUCUCCACUCGUCAAAUUGCUUCAAACUCAUGAGCAGAAAAGCCACUUUGUGCUUGUUAUCUACAGUUGCUGAAUGCUCUUCUCAAAGUGUUGACCUAAACAUGUGUAAUACCAGUUGACAGCAAAGAUGAAAAUUAAGUCAGAGAGAAUCGCAGGGAACCUUCCCCCUCCAAAAUGAAACAAUUUGAGAUAACAUCAUUCUAAAUUAAAUAGACCUUUAGGUAGGAGUUAAUACUUGUAACUUGAACCCAGAGAAAAAGUCAGUAUCACUGUGGGGAUCUAGCCCAGGACAGACCACAGGAAUCUAUUUAGCUUUCUUAAGACUCUUUUUACAGGAGCCUGCAUUCUAGAAUAACUUGAUUUUCUGCCCCUGAGCAAGGAAUUCAGAUACAGGCACCCCGGUUUGCAAGAAGGGUGGUGGUCAGACCAGAUAACCAGACCCAUAUCACAAGACCCAGGACUGCCCCCAGAACCGGGACAUUCUUGAAUAUUGGCGCAAAUACUGAUCUCUAAAACCAUAGGCUAAGGAGUGAUGUCCUUUUAAAUGGAUUGGUUAAGAAAGUUUGCAAUAUUACAAAUCUAUUGGCUAUGAAAUGCGUGGGCUCUGCUGUAACGGCCGGGGAAGGCCUAUAUAACAUCUCCUUUGGAGAAGCUCGGGGUCUUUUGCCCAACCUGCUGGACCUGCGUGUCCGUGUAGGCAGCUGGACCCUGGCUAGCCAGUCUUACAAUAAACCCUGCUUGCUGUUUGCAGUCUCUGGAGUCUCUUUGUCGUUAUAGGGAGAUCUCGAUCCGCGCCCUAACAUUUGGAGGACCCAGCGAGAUCUCCCAAUGGCAAACGGGCCCAGAGAGCAGGUCAGAAAAAGGCCAUAAAUUUUGGGGAAUAUUCCAUUUGGUUUCAGGGGAAGGUGCCCCCACUUGGACCGCGGCAGGGAAGUGGCCAACCCUGAUUGGGAGGACAGAUGGUAUUUGGGUCCUCAUUUGGUUUUGGUAACCUGACGCCAGGUGCUGAUUUGGAAAGGCUGACUCCACUGAACAUUCGGACCACGUGGACGCCCAUCGGGCAGUUUGGGAGUCUCAGUGUGAACAUGGUGAGUGGGGUGCGCACCUGAGUGAAAUAGGACCGGUCCGAGCGAGUGCAGGAGUGUGAUUUGUGCGUGUGCCCUUAGUGUGUAUAUAUUUGUCUCAUUAUCUUUCUCUUAGUUCUGCUUAUUAUUAUCAGAGCAGAGAAGGCAGGAAAUGCAAGAUCAUGUGGUUGAGUGUUUAAUAAUAUCAGGAAUGAAAAUGUAUGUCGUUAAGGUGGUCUAUCCUCAUGGUUGAUAAGAAAAUACUAGCUCCCUGCCUCAGAAGUAGUCUUGACCUUAAAAUUGUAACAUCUGACAACUUAGGUUUCAACAACUUUGUCAUGGAUUGUUUUGCCGGCUUCUAUCAACAAAAGCGCUUUCUUGACCUGUUUUUAACAAGCAGGAAACUGGAUGGUGAGGCAGAGAAACGGGGAGCAAUGUUCCCAAUCGGCCGACAGGGCUUAACUUUGCCCUGGGGACUUGUUCCUUCCUUUCUCAGUCUAUCAGUUUUUUCCCUGCCAUUUUUGAAGUGUCAGAUGGGUGGAUCAACUGCAGAUGUGUGCACAUGUAGUGGUGUUUUUAGUCAGUCCAUUGUCUGUCUGUCUGUCUCUCUAUGUGGAACACUUGAGUGCUGGAGCCAGAGUGAAAAUCAGUAGUCAAAAUUAGGCCUGGGGAAAGCAGGAUCAUCUCAAGAGAUCAGAGUGAUAUGCAGUUCAGCAAUUUAAAGGAUCUAUGUGAUUUUGGAACCUGUUAGAUCAGGUUUAAACAAAGAUUUCUUAUCAGAAUGUGGAGCCUAGAAAGAAAGCAAAAUUCUCAAUCUAGAUUUCUUACUGGAAGAACAUUAAUGGCUAUUAACAGUUGUAAUUCUUUUGAAAUUCAGAAUCUGUACUAUCUAGGAAGAGCUGCAGAAGUAGUGCCUAAAACUAAAGUGAAGUAAGAGUUCAGAGGAUAUAAGGCUUUAUCUUUCAAGCCUCGGCCAAUUUUAAGGAGGAAUUUAGCUUUUUUACAAUCAACAGAGGUACAGAAGCCAUCAAAAUAAACAGUUUUCUUAUGUUUCCAUAAAAAUUGACAGCCCAAGUAUUUGGUUAAGAAAAAAAAAAACAACUAACGGGCUCUUUCUGUGUCUAAAAGCAUGUUUCUAUUGUGGAAUUGUUAAAGUUAGAAAGCUCAUGAUUUGAAAUAACUAAGGUAUAAGAACUAUUGAACUUAAGCCAAAGAAGGUUUUCCUAUGCUUCAUAGAAAAUGAUGGUUUAAGGGUUUUGUUAUGCUAGUGUGUUAAUGUAUAUAUAUUUGUUUGUAUUUAUACUGUAUUAUCAGAAUGUGACUAGAAAUUAUUGUGGUAUACUAAAACAAGUUUAAAGAGUAAUGAGUUUAAAAUGUGAGUUUCUAAAGUUACAAAAUUGGUUGCAAAAUUUUUAUCCUAUCAAAGUUUAAAGAUAUUAGGCUUUCACGUGAAUCCAAGUGGCUGCCCCCGACCCCUCCCCCUUCUCAGCUGAGGCAAGUGAGAGCUGAGAAUGGUGACAUAUCACAAUAUUAUGCUGAUUCCAGUCCUGAAAUUAGGAAGUUAAUAUCUAAGUGCUAGAAGUUUUGAAUGCUUUUUGAAUUGGAAAUAUCCAAAAUAUGUAUAUAUGUGUAUUUGUGGCAAGAAAGAAUUUAAGUUUUAAAGCAUUCUGGCAAAAAAAUUUUGUCUCAAAAAUUAUGAAAAGGAAUAUUUGAUCUUCAUACUAAGAAAAAUAUAGAUGAUUUAAAAUU